CACGCUCCUCACCUCUCUCCUCCCGACGCUCACGACCCAGAUACGACGCUCACGACGCGCGCAAGACACAACCUCGCAAUGGCGGCAUCCCUCGCCGUCGCUAGCUCGGCCUUUUCUACUCUAUAUCGCAUCCUGGCCUAUGCCUUUCUCGAAGUGGCCCCCCAAUCCCACCUAAAAUACGUUCUUCCGGUCCUAUACAUCGCCUACGUCGCUGCAUCCCAUUAUGGCGCUCCCGCUUUUUCGGAAGUCGUCGCGGUCAAGGAGGAGUCCGUAACCAUCGCAGAAAAGUCAGAGACGAAUGGCGAUGUUGUCACCGACGUCGUGGUAUCUGAAACGACCGCGAUAGUACCCGUCGUGGAGUCCCCUACACUCAAGUCGGCCCUCGCGACGGUAGUUUUCUCUAUACCCUCUCCAGUGCGCGCGCUGCGUAGGGCCAAUCUCGUCAUCAAUACUCUGCUUCUACUCGCGACUGCGGAGUUUGUGUUCUUCCCGUACUUUGAUAGCGCGUCUGACGUCGUCUUCACUCGCGUCGGCGCGCUUUACCCGGACUCGGCGAAGAUUGUAGUCCGCUACCCCUCGACAAAUGCGACGGAGAACCUCGUGCACGUUGUAUGGCGACAGGCGGACGACAAGACGGACUCUGACGCCCCUUGGCGCGAGGGUCCCGUCGCGAACCUUACCGCGGAGCACGACUGGGUACAAACCGUCCGUCUGCAAGGGCUAUGGCCGACUACUCAGUACGAAUACCGGUUCCAAGACAUCAACAGCACAGUGCUUCCCUACCCUGCCACUCCGAUCCGCUUCCAUACUGCCCCGGAUCCCCGUCUGCACAGCGGCUCUUAUUACCGCUUCAUUGCUACAUCUUGCAUGACGCCGAACUUCCCCUAUUCCCCUCUUAGCGGCCGCCGGCUCAAAGGUAUGGAUCUGCUCGCGGAAUACCUCUGGCCUUCCCAGCGUACCUCUACCCCCGCCCCUUCCCCUGCUCCCGCUGUGGCUGCCCAGAAUACCUCUGAAACAGCAGAUAGCACGUCCGCUGAUAACGCCACCGCUCCGGCAGCCGUCAACACUACCAGCUCGGUAGAGUCUGUAGCCCUUACGGAGUUCAUGGUCUUCAUGGGAGAUUUCAUUUACGCCGACGUGCCUGCUUACUUCGGUGACGACAAAGAAGCGUACCAACGCCUCUACCGCCGCAACUACAACAGCCCCAGCUUCCGGAAAGUCUAUGAGCGCCUGCCGAUCAUCCAUACAUACGACGAUCAUGAGAUCAUCAACAACUACGCCGGACAGGGCAACGCGUCUCUCCCGCCGUUCGAGAAUGCGACCAACGCGUUCGAGCUGUACAACACGGAGGCCAACUACGACUCCGUUGACGAGGGACAAUACUACUACGACUUCCGCUAUGGCGACGCCGCGUUCUUCGUGAUGGACACGCGCAAGUACCGCUCUGACAUCUUCUCGGACGACCCAGCGACCCACACUAUGCUCGGUGACAAGCAGCUCACCGCACUAUACAAUUGGCUCGGCAAGGUCAACAACACCGCCGUCUUCAAGUUCGUCGUGUCCUCCGUCCCCUUCACGGCUCUCUGGACCUACGAGGGUGUGAUUGACACUUGGGCCGCGUUCCCUUACGAGAAGAGCGCACUGCUCAGCGCAUUCCAAUCUGUGCCUAACCUCAUUGUGCUCUCCGGCGACCGCCACGAGUUCGCGGCGAUCGAGUUCGAGAGCGGCGACUCUGGACACAACGUGCUCGAGAUCUCGACGAGCCCCUUGAGCAUGUUCUACGUGCCGUUCAUCCGCACCCUCAAGCCCCGUAGUGAGGAAGUCGUGAACAAGACGCGCGAGGAGGUGGUCCUCCUGGAGGACGGCACGCAGGAGGUCGUAAAGCACGUCGACGAGAUCCCGCGGGAGAAUGUCAUCCGGUAUAUCGCCGAGGGGAACUAUAAGUGGGCAUCCCUCGAGGUCGACACAAGAGACUACAGUCAUCCCGUUGUACGAGUAGAGAUCAUGAUUGACGGCAAGCCCGCAUACCACCUGGAGGUCGUGGGCAAGCCUGUGAAGCUGCAGUCGACGACUUCGCUCGGCGCGCUCGUGCCUCAGUCGUUCAAGGGCGUGCUAGACCGGAUCGGCCUCAAGCCCAACAAGUGGUUCUGAUCGCCCCAAAUGCAACUGCCCCCAGGGCUACAGCAUGUAUACCAGUAGAUGAUGCAUGGCGUCAUAGAUUUGCAGCGGAACUACUAGUAGGAUGGUUCCUUUGGAGAUGCGGUGUAUUGGAGGGUGUAUGUUACAGCUAGUUUUAACUCCUGUUUGCUUACGUUGCUUCGUCCGAGGAGUAUGUACUAGUAAGCUAAGUGUUUGCGUGUGCUGCUCGUGAAUCAUUAUCGUGUGCCC
This is a messenger RNA of Trametes versicolor FP-101664 SS1, 2388 nucleotides long. RefSeq lists its product as uncharacterized. The coding region runs from base 79 to 2151 and encodes 690 amino acids. Lineage: Eukaryota; Fungi; Basidiomycota; Agaricomycetes; Polyporales; Polyporaceae. The record is from RefSeq and is a predicted model, not a curated record. The transcript has 8 exons.